Messenger RNA from Aricia agestis (brown argus), 1652 nucleotides. RefSeq lists its product as uncharacterized. Lineage: Eukaryota; Metazoa; Arthropoda; Insecta; Lepidoptera; Lycaenidae. Gene Ontology annotation, cellular component: plasma membrane. The record is from RefSeq and is a predicted model, not a curated record. The transcript has 7 exons. Bases 117 to 944 code for a protein of 275 amino acids.
GCUCCGCAGUCAGUUAGGCGGGCGGCGCGCCCAGGACUGACGUGUGUGUGAAUAUAAUGUAGUGGUGUUGUGUUACGAUGAUUCUCACUUAGUGGUUCCAGUCGUACAGUGCCAAAAUGGAGACCGACAAAAUGUCAACGGCGUCCUCGGUGGGCGCCGCCGAGCGGAGGCCGCUGAUGCAGGCCCUGGUGCUGGAGCGACGGAUUCUGUUCGCCUGCACGGUGCUGGUCGGACUGAGCAUAUUCGUGUGGAUAGCCGCCGUGUGCACGGAGAAGUGGGUGCACAUUGAGGGAGGAAAUGGUAUCCUCCUACCGAUCCGCGGGGGCUACUUCAUGUGGAGCGAUUCUGGCGUGUGGGAGAUCUGCCGGUAUAUCUUCCACCCCUACCCCAGCAUGCUAAGGGUCAAUGACAACGCGCCGAGCACUACACACCGGCCGUUCGAUAUUAGCGGCAUGCAGGGCCAGUAUUUUACAAAUUGUACAAAUUAUUUAUCUCAACCAAUUAUGAACAAAAAUGGGAAACCAAUUGAUCCUGCCUACGAUCCAGACGUAGCUAAUUACGUUCGAACCAUGAUAUCAUUCGGUAUCAUUAGUUUGUUUGUGAUGGCGAUGGGUUGCGGGUUUUCCGUCUACACCUUCCGCAACCCUCGGUACAUGUUCAAGCGACUCGCCGCGGGUAUACACUUCAUUAGCACUUCUUGCACCUUCGUCGUGGUACAAGUGACUUUUUCCACUGUGGACUACAUGAAGAAAAACUUGAAAUAUAUUUACCCUGAACGCGCUUAUCAUUACUAUCACAUCAGCUUCUUCCUAGCGUGGUUCGUCGUGCUGGUCAACCUCUUCGCGGCCGGGUCAUUUCUCCUCUACUCGCGCAAGAGAAAAGGGGACAAAGCUGCGACGGACGAACUCGCUAUGGCCGACGAGCCGACUAUAAUUGGCCGAUGACCAUCUCGUUUCAAGCAACUCCUCCAGUUGGAUGGCUUCCUCUCCGAUCUACUGAACAGUGCUCAAAUGACCAAUAGCUGUUAUGUAAUGUCUUCCAAGCUGAACAAAACUGGGGCUUUAUGAUCGCCCACCGAAAUCUAUCUCAGGUGAAUCUUUUAAAUGUUUUUUAGUAUCGGCAUCCCAGACGCUAUGGUUGCGCAACUACGAAACACCAAUUGAAAGCUUUAAAUUUAUGGUACGGUUAGAAAUUGUAAAGACCAGGAGGUCGAUUCUAACACCUCGAAUGUCGCUUCCAUUGCAGGCUGCCUCACCGGCACUUAUAUUCGAGUGAACCAGUCUAGAAUCGAAACGGCAUUCGAAUUGCAGGAAUCGUGCCCCAGACGACCAGAUAAAAGUGCCUAUGAAUUUGUACCGUCUAUGAAUAUUGUAAUGUCGAACUGUGAAGAAUCAAAGGGAUCGAAAUAUGUUGUCAAGAAUUUAUGUAGAAAUAGCCACCAUUCAUGAAAGCAAAAUCGAGUUGUCGCUAAAUAUUUUAAUGAGUAAAUAGAUAUAAAAAUAUUGAAUUGACCACUGUAAUAUCGAUAAAAGAAUGAUUCACCAUAGCUAGUUCUUGUUUCCGUAGGUUAGCAGAUUGUACCGCAGCUUACGUUGUUCGCUAGGCUUUCAUACUAUAAUGCUACCUAUAGUCCGUCAAGAAAGUGAAGAAAU